Xyrichtys novacula (pearly razorfish) is the source of this 10103-nucleotide messenger RNA. The record is from the annotation of a GenBank genome assembly. Lineage: Eukaryota; Metazoa; Chordata; Actinopteri; Labriformes; Labridae.
GGGUUGUGUUCUUUCUGAGAAGAGAAGCGCACAUUAUGAGCUGAGAUGAGCGCCAAUUAACCAUUUCACACAACCCAAAGUAAAAAAAGAUAACUUAAUAUAUUUUAAAAUAAGCUUCUUCCAGAUAAAAAUCCAAGCCGUGAUACAUGUGGACUUGUUAGAGGAGAGAUUAAGACAUCCUGUCAUACCUCAGUCACUUUUCUGUUUUAAGAUAACUUUAAUCUAGAGCUAGAGUUAGCAAACAUGGCAGUUUGGGGCAACAUGUCUCAGUCAUUUUGGGGUUAGUGACAUGUUUCACUAUAAUCGAUAUUUUCAAAACUGAACAGUAAACAAAUGAAAAGAAAUCACCAAGCAUCACAAGUUCUCAGACUUAUUUGUAAAACACAAUAAAGGGCAGAACAUUUUACAACUCUGUUCUUUAUUAGCUAAUAACUCAAAAAUAUUCCUUCUCUCCACUAUACACUAUUCUCUCUCUCCACUCUCUCCACCAUACACUAUACACAAACACCAAGCAUUUUCUCAAAGUUAUGAAUCUAAUUUGUCUAACACAACAGAUUCAGAGCAGAUAUAGGCUAUAACACACAUAACAUUUUUAUUUUUUUUCCUUCUCUUUUGGGUUUUGUUUAUUUAUUUAUUAGCAACUUAAUCACUAAAAUCUCCGACUUUCUCUCCACCUUACCAUUUUUCCUCUCCAUUCCACUCCUCUUUCUCUCCACACUGCAGUUCCACUACUCUACUCUGUGCUUGUGACUUGAGAAAUGCACCCACUGGGUAACUGCAGACUAUUUCCCAGUUGAGUGCACAAUAUGUUUGGAUGUUAUAUUAAGUUUUGUUUUAGUUGCUGCUAAUUAUUAGUUAUCUCACAGGUUGCUACGACGAGUUGGGUGGAAUUUUGCUGCUUCCUCAAAGUCUAAUGCUCUGUCUUGAAACCUGACACUACAGUCUCAGGCUGCAGCAGUGCAUCUUGGCUCAUUUGCAUACUGAACAGUGAUUGGAUGUUUACUGAUGGGGAGGGAGGGGCGGGGGAGGUGAUCUCUGACUGCAGGGUGUGUGAAGACACACGCUGCACGGAGAUGAAGGGAUGAGAGAUGAGCGGGGUCUGAUAAUUAACUUGUGCUUUUUCUGCGGAUUUUCCACAAUUAAAAAUUUUAUUUGAGGGGACAGGCCAUUUGUUUGAGGGGGCGUUGCCCCCUCUUGCCCCAGUGUAGAGCCCCGGAGCUAACUAUUGUUAAUUUGGAAAUAAAAAAAGCUUUUAUUUUAGAAAUCUUGAUUAGACAUUAUUUCAAACACAUGCUCUCCCCAAACGAAAAAAGAAACAGAUCCAACUCAGCGCUGCUCACGUUAACAGUUGGGUGUUUUAAUUAAGAUUUCCCAAAUGUAAAACUCACAUUUUGGAUAAUUUUAGCCAGCACUUCUGUGUUUACAACAGCAUGUGGAGGAGCAUUGUUGUAAAAAGAAGUGCAUUAACUGAGUAAAACUAGCUUACUAACAAGCCUUAAAACUAUACAGAUGCAGCGCCCUCUGUUGGUUUUGGGUUUUGGUUCUUGGUGACGUAUGUACUUUACCCAGUUAUAGUAUCCUGACUCCUGUAGUCACCCAUGAACUGAACCUGAUUCUCAACAGCAAUGGGUGCCCUACAUUGCUGGCUAAUACAACAAAUAUUAUGCCAAAUAGCUUCUAGUUUCAACUUUGUAGCUACUUUCCCACUAGUGCUUUUAUGUGAGUACCUGGAGGACAGAGAGGUUAGCCUGUCAUGUCUAAGAUGUCCUUGCUGUUGCUCUUCCUGCCUCAGCUAUCCAUUGAUGUGAAAUAAAGCAUAGCGAUAGUUCAGGCAGGACACGAAGUCAAGCUAAAGGCUACAGUCGGCUGAUCUUAAGCCAGCCCUCAGUCAGCUGACAGCUCAGCUGAUCGCCCCCAAACAUCCUAUUGGCAAAUGUCAAAAUGGCGCCCUAUUUAAACUGCUUCUCCUGCCCACUCUGCCUGCUGCAACCACCAAGUUAAACUUAUUGCAUGCAAAUAGUGAUUCUUUUGACUGAAGUGGUCUUGAUUGAAUUAUGUUUGUCUCUUACAGGAGAAAACAGAAAAAUCAUCACAGACUAAACUGCUGAAUAAAUCAGAAAAAUGGGGAAUAAACCAUCCAUACCAUCAGAGGCUAACAUGGGAGACAGGCUAAGAUGUUACAAAUGUAACUGUGUCCUGCCUCCGUGUACAACCUUUUACAACCUGAAACAAGCCACUAUUCAUGGAAUCUAUGUACACGUGUUCAAUGGAGGUCAAUACUUCAGAGAAGUAGGCCAAGAUUAUAUGUACCAAUGCGCCAAUUGCUUUUAUCAGCCAAUCAGAGAUCAAGAGCAGAAGAGCAGAGAAGAGGAGAGGAGAAGAGAAGAAGAGAGAAGGAGGCAGGAAGAGGAGAGGAGAAGAGAAGAAGAGAGGAGGAGGCAGGAAGAGGAGAGGAGAAGAGAAGAAGAAAGGAGGAGGCAAGAAGAGGAGAGGAGAAAAGAAGAAGAGAGGCGAAGGAGAGAGGCUGAAGAAAAGAGGAGAGAAGAACUGAAUCAAAGAUUACAGGACUCACUCCAACAAGCCAAAGAGCAGCGGGAGGAACAACUGAGCAACAUCCAUUCAGAGGAACUCAAGUCAAAGAGAAAGGUUCUCAAAACUGAUAUGGAUGAGUUUGAAAUGAACGAUGAAUCAGGCAGCGAGGAUGACAAACUUAUAGAAAUCCUCUCCUCCAAAUGUGGCAUUCCACUUCAGAAUCUGAGCCUCAGUCAGCUCACUGCAGAUAAUCUGAGAAGCAUCAUAUUGGUUUUGGACAGACUCCUUUUUGAUGAAUGGAUCAGCGCUCCCCCCUCCCUCAGCACUUUGCAGCACACUCAGGUGUUCAUCACAGAGCUGUGUGCGCUCUCUCUUGAGAUAUCUGAGGAAGUUUCUUUACAGAAUAUCUCCACACAGGCGCAGUACCUGGUAAGCUCCAUCAGCCAAUCAGCUUCUAAUACGUUUGAGAGUUUUCUUCUGAGCCAGGCCCUGUACCUGACCCUGAUGAACUUUUUUACUGAGAAUCGCAGCUCUGAUACUGGUGCAGUCCUCAUAGCCAAACAGUGGGCUGAAGACGAGCUUUCCGAUGAACAGGUCUUCAUCAUUGAGUUCCUGAGCUCCCUUAUUUCAUCAAUGCAGACAGCAGUAGGAAGAGCCUCUGUGUUCGUCUUAAAUAUGGAAAUCCAGAGCUUGAAGCUGCUUUUAUCUUCACUCACAAACAACAAUGUGGAAGAAACACACUCAGAGUCCACCAAGAUGCUCCUCAAACUGGUGCAAAAGAACAAGUGGACCCCGAUGGAGGCGAUGACUCUGUUCACAGCAUUGUUACAGAAAUACAAAAAGGACGAUUCAAUAUGUAAAGUCCUGAUGUUGGUUCAAGUACAUGACUUAUCUCCAGAGUGGACAGAUGAGUCUGGAAACUCCCUUAUUCAGGCCCUGGACUCUGCUGACCCUGAGAGAUUCCUUGAAGACCUCCAGAACACCCUCAGAAGGAAAGAUGAGAGCAGUUUAGAUGUAGCUUUGGCAGAAUUGAAAAUACUAUGGAAUUUAGAGGAUUCUGUUUUGGAUCAGAUCAAAGAUAUUACCAUGAGUGUGUUGCGCUCCUCUGAAAAUGCAUCAAAAGAUGCUCUGUUGAAAGAAGAUCUGAUUAAAGGUCUAAUCUUUGAUGCAGGAGAAAAACAGAACUCCCUCUUUCAGCUCUGCAAAGCAGUUUUUGACACGAAAGGCUGGUGGCCUACAGUGAGGAUAAUGCUGCGCUGGUGUGCGUUGGUACUGGCUGAGGAGAGUGCAGCAUUUGAGCCAGUUGGUUUGGAGCCAGAUCCGUGUGUCACCGCCAUGUUUGCAGCAGUGCAAGUGCUCAUGGGAAACAAGAUGGACAUCGUGCUGAGCUCUGAUGGACAGCCAGAGGAAAGGGCUGAGGAGUGGUCUAACUUUUACAGUUACCUGGGGAUGUCUGUCAACAUAAACAUGAAGAAAACUGAAGCAUCACAUACAGACGCCUUUGAGGCCAAUGUUGUGUACAGAACAGUCAAUGAGUACAUUCAACACGGCCUGAAGAUGCUGGAAACAGGAAAUCCUCAGCAAAGUCGUGGACUUGUCUUUGAAGGAAGGAGUCUUGAUACUUCCAUAAAUUUUGAACUCCCUGAAAUUAAGGACAAUGAUGCCUCAGCAUUUCCUGCAAAGUUCUUGCAAAGCCUCAUGGGUAAAUUUCACAUUGAUGAUAAGGAGCUGAGACACACAUCUAUGACGACUCUUUUCCAGGUGCUCCACACCAAGCUUAACAAAGACACAACCUCAGACAUUAGAAUCACCGCUGUCUUUGAGAAGAUUACAGGGAAACAGCUGUCUUCCACAGAUGUCUUCAUUUUGACCCUUCUUGAGAGUCUUUUACAGGAGGUCUCCAAAGAAACAGAUCUUCCCCAAUGGAACAAAAACUCCCCAAUGGGAAAAUGGUGUUUGGAAAGUUUAUCUGACUAUGUGCUCAGACUUAGUCCUUCAACAACUAUAAAAGACCUACUGCAGAUAGUUUCAAACCUUGAGGUUCAAAGACUUUGGUCUCCAGCUGAACUUUUACACCUCCUUGUAGUCUUAACUGAGCGCCAUCAUGAUAAAGACUGUAUAAGCAUCAUGAAGAUUCUGCUUUUGAUAACAACAUACCAGGUAUCUUUGCAUUGGACUGAUGAGAACAAUCAGUCUCUCCGAGAGCUCUUGGACACAUGUGGGACCAAGGAUCUGAUCCAGCAUUUAGAAAAGAACCUCAGAGGUGAGAAAGCAAAAAGCAUCGAUGAUAUCUUUGAUGAACUGCGACAGAUGAGGGACAUUGAUGAAGAGACACUAGAGAAAGCUUACACAGCAGUGUGUCAUGUCAGAAACUUGAUCAACAUUGGGGAAAUUGAAAAGCACACAGAUGUACAGCUAGCAAAGACUCUGAGUCACAGCAGAGAAACACAAGACCUUCAGGAGGUUCUGGCAGUUUUGUGCAAUGCUGUACAUUACACAAAUGGCCCACCAUACAAGAAAAGUGAAGGGUGGUGGCCCAGAGACACUCAGAUGAUCAGCUGGUGCCUGUUGGCUUUGUCUGAAACUGGGAGGCUGUUGGAGAUGGGCACUGGAGAAGGGAAGUCUUGUGUGAUAACGAUGUUUGCAGCGUUGCGUGUGCUUCGGGGUGAAAAGGUAGAUGUGGUUUCCAGCUCUCCUGUGUUGUGUCAAAGAGAUGCAGAAGAAUGGAAGAACUUCUACCAGUUUUUUGGCAUGACAGCUGACACAAACACCAAUAAAACUGACGAUGAUGAGAGAAAAGAGUGCUACCAAAAAGAUGUGGUCUAUGGAACGAUCGAAGCCUUUGCUGCAGAUCAUCUUCGUCAGGUAUUUGAAAUGAAAGAAGUCAGGCCUGACCGCAGAUAUGAGUGCAUCAUAAUUGAUGAAGUAGACUCACUGCUUCUGGAUCAGGGAGUGCAAUCAUGGAGCACCUUAACAACAUCCUGGCCAUGAUCUGGGGCCAUGUCAGCCAAUAUGGCUUCUUGUCAGCAGAACACCAAACAUUUGUACGGAGUCCUCCUGCUUCCUUCUUCAAGGCCAUUUUUGACUCAAUAGACACAGAAGGAAGUGAAAUCAAGCACCCGAUGGACAUCCUACGAAUUGCUGAAGAAACUAACACAGUGAAGCAAGGAUUUACAGAGGAAAUCUUGAAAAGUACAAAGGAUGAACUUCUUGAGAAACUGAAAACUGUGACUCAGGAUGCUGUAGUGGAUUUUUUCCAAGAACUUGAGGGCUAUGUUCCCUAUGGCUUCACUGUUUAUACUUUGGACAGCCGGGGAAUGCUCUGUCUUCAAAAGCACACCCCGUAUAACGACCAGGAAAUUCCAGAGCUCAAAUUUCUUGUAUUGGGUGAAGGUUUGUGUUGCACUCUGUAUGAUUCAGAGGUCAAUCUCAACAAGCCCAUUGCAGACUUAAUCUCACAGAAGGUUCAGUACACCCCGUGUCCAAAUAAUCCCAACAAAAUCAGCAUUCCUGGGUUCUUGAAGAAUCUUGUGGAGAAGAAACUGCCUGUGUGGGUUCAGAAUGCCUUUUUGGCAAUGCAACUGAGAGAAGGACGGGAAUAUGUUGUUCAAAAUGACAAUGUCUGUCCAGUUGAUUUCAGAUCCACAGGGAUUGUAGAACUGAACAAGAAAUGGGGUGAUGGUCUGCAGCAGUUUGUCGAGAUAAAACACAAAAUCAAACUAAGCACAAUUUCAGUCGUGACAAACUACCUUUCCAACAUUUCCUUCUUUGAGAUGUAUGGUGGAAAAAUAUAUGGAACAACAGGGACUCUUGGAUCCAAAGCAGACAUUCAGUUUUUGCAGACUCUAUAUUCAACUCUCUCUGCCUGCAAAAUGCCAGCGUUCAACAGAAAGAAGUUAUAUGAAGUCAGAGGAACGCUGACAACCUCAGCUGAAGAGUGGAAAUCUGAAAUAAAACAUGUGGUCAUGGAACAGAUUUCCACUAAUUCAUACAGAGAAGGAAGAGCUUCCCUGGUGAUCUGUGAAACUAUCAACAAAGCCAAAGAGAUCUAUGAAGAGCUGAAGGGUAGCAUACCAGGUGAAAUCAUUCUGUACUGCCGCAGUGAUGGGGACGCUUUGUGCAAAAUAGAAAAGCAACUGCUCCCCGGUGAUGUCAUUGUAGCCACAAACCUUGCUGGGCGUGGCACAAACAUAAAAGUGUCCAAAACAGUGAACAACAACGGAGGCUUGUUUGUGGUACUUUCUUUCCUCUCUGACAACACAAGAGUGGAACUUCAAGCUUUUGGUCGAACUGCACGCAAAGGUAAACCUGGAUCUGCUCAGAUAAUCAUGUCCACUGAACACUUGCAGCCAUCUUUCAGGAAAGCAUCCUGUUUGGAGGAAGCUAAGAGCACAAGAGAUCAACUAGCAGCAGAGAAGACAAAUCUCAUGAGGAAAGAAAUCACUGAGUUGAGACUGCGAGAGGAGCUAUUUUCAGCGUACUGCAAAACUCUUCGAGAGAUCCAUGCAAACACAGACGGACAUGAGAAAAAAGCAGCUGUUGCCAUCAUGAACGAGUUCUGGGGGAUAUGGCUGCAAAUCAAAUCGGAAGAAAUUGAUCAGCUGAAAGCAAGUGAAUUGCGAGAGAGUUUGAAAGCUGAUUUGGAAUGGGCAAAAAGACAGUCUCAGAGCCAGACUUCACCAUGUUCAAGCAUUUAUCAUUACAUCAAGUUUGGGAAUAUUGCCCUGGGUAAAAAGCGAUGGGAUGUCAGCAGCAGACUUUUUGAAAGAGCGAUAGACCAAGAUGAAAGUUGGGCAGCCAUCGCUUUUUACAGUCGUGCAUACUGCACUAUAAAUAAGAAAGGUGAUGAUUACCUCACUAAGGCCAGUGAUGAUCUGAAGAAGGCACAAGAGUUACUGAAGUAUCUCAUUGAAGAGCCUAUAGUCUCUCUGCAGUUGGUCAACAUGUCCUCUUCAGACAAAAGUGGUGAAACCAGCCUUGAAAAACAGUUAUUAACCAAGCACAAGAUGCUCAUUUGCUUUGACGACAACAUUACUGAGGCUAUUAAAAAGCUGGAUGAAAUACAGAGAGAGAAGCGGAAUGCAAGAGCCAACAAGUCACCAGUUUCCUCCCUGGUGUCAAAUGCUGGUGAAGAGUUCCAGGUGGAAGCAGACAACCUCUUCAGACGUGGUCUGCAAUAUGUUUUCUCUGUUGAAAAGGAGCCUCGUUUCCCAUGGCAAGCUCUGCUGGUGUUCUUCCUUGGAGCCUUACAGAUCAUUGGAGGUGCUUUGCUGACUGCAUUCACAUUUGGCACAUUAGCUCAAGUCGGCAUGGGACUGAUCACUGAAGGAAUAUCAGACUGCAUCUAUGCCAUUGAGUCCAUGGUGACAGGGGAAUUUAGCUGGAAAUCAUGGGCUAUAGAAAAGGCUGUCUCUAUUGGUCUAUCUCUCCUUGGGUUUGGAAUUGGAAAGCUGAUUGCAAAGGGCUUCACUGCUUCUAAAGCACUAUUGAAAAGGUUUGGUAAACAGCUUAAAUCUUUGCCAAAGUUUCUCUCAAAUCAGGCAAAAGAUGGCUUGAAUGUUGUUGCAAAAACAAACAUGAAGAAUGCAGUAAAAGUCACUGCAAAAAAGAUGGCAGAGGAAAUCAUUACGUAUGGUUUGCAGAAAGGAGAAGAAGAAAUACUCAAACAGAUAUUACUUGGCAUUGAAAAUGAGGUGAAGAGGGGAAUUGCUGAUGAUGUAAAAUCAAAGAUAGAAAAAGAAGAGUUGGGUUCAUUAGUUGACUCUGUUAUCCUCUUACAUGUUGACGAUAAAGAGCAACUUCAGGAUCUCCUUCAGGACACCCAGAGAAAGACCAAACUACUGGACAUAUUCAAAGAGCUGAGCGACACUGCAAUGCAGCCGUUCUAUGCAGACCUCAGCUUGCAAAACAAGCUGAACUCAUCCUUUUACAGUGUUAUUGAGGAAGCCAAAGCAAAAGCCAAAGGAAAAGCACGAAGAAUUCUGAUAGCCAUCCAAACUGCCCACAUGGGGGCACUGGCAGGAGACGCCAUUGCUGCAGUGCUAAGCCUCUCCAGCAAGUUUUUCACCAACUUUCAGGAGCAGCUGAGUUCAUUCAGGAAGAGAAAAGCUUCUCCUGAGGAGGAGAAGAAGAAUCUUUCUACUUCAGACACAGAGUUGCUGAAAGGAUUCAAGCAAGAGUUAACUGACAUGAUCACCAGUUCAUUGGCUGCUGCUUUGGUCGAAGUGUUCCACCAGAAGUUCUCCAGUCACUUGGUUUCUGUUGCUCAAAGUGAAGCACAUGGCUCCAUUUCUGGACUUGCAACGACUGGCUUAAAGAGUGAAAGAACAGAGAAAUUGCUUGAAGCUGGACAGAGCAGCAACUACAUUGCACACAUGCCAGUGAACCUAACUUCUAAACAGCAUCAUACAAGAGAGGCGAUUGAACGGUCAAGGAAAUAUGCUGAGAAGAUCAAGGACUCCACAACUGCAGGAACUAUCCUUGAAGGCAAAUUCGUAUCAGAAAUCACCAAAACUAAAGUCACCAUCCUCACUGAGGACAAACGUGGAAAACUCACUAAAAUGCAGGAGCUCAGUCCAAACAAAGCCAAUCAAAAUGUGACGCUGAUCUACAAACCAAAAAGUGAAAAAUACCCAAACGGCCAUUACGAUGUGUUCAUCAAUAACCGGAUAGUCAGCGUAGAGAGCAAAGACAAGAAUUGUCUGUUUCAUGCUCUGGCACGAGGCAUGAAUCCAGAUGCCAGUGAGGCAGAGAUCUCAAAGACAGCAGACAGAUUCCGUGGUAUAGCGGCAGAUGCUGUCCUCCAAAACCCAGACCAUUGGGAGCCUUUCAUCAAGCAGAAAGAGUGGACUGAAUCCAUCAGAGGAGGGGACUGGUUUAUGGCAGAGGGAGCUGGGCCAGCAAGACAAAAAGUAAAAGAAACCAAAAUGUUUCUGAAGCAAGAGGUGGGAAAAAUGAAACAGUACAAGGCCUGGAAAAAAUACUCAAUUCAAAAUCCAGGAAUUGGACAGUUCAUUAACGCAGAUCACCAACCACCAGUGAGCUGUAUAGUGAAUGCAAACAAAUUGGACCAAAACAGCAAAUUAGCCACAGCCAUGUUAGAAGUGGCAACAAAAUCGUCUCCUCUGAAUCCCAACCUGAUUGACAAUGUGAAAAAUUACCAUGGCCUUGAACUUCCAACCGUUUAUGUGCCUAAAGAUGUACAUCGUGAGUUUCCCAGUACAAAAUCACCUGACUUCAGAGAGCACUUGACUAAAUCCAUAAGAGAUGAUGACGUCGUGUCCACCUUUAAACUGACGAUUCUCGGCUCAAUGGUGAGAUCUAACUUGAACAGCACUGGAAACUACAACUCCUUUCAGGACACCCCAUGGAGUAAAACAAGGCUUGCUGUUUUUGAAGGCAGUUUUCAGCAGCACAGUAAAAUGAUGGUCCAUACCUGGUUUAACCUGCUAGGCGGCAAGGGGGUCAUGACGAAGAAUGAUCUCGACACCAUCACUAAGUGGAUUGAUAAGAAGGGCUACAAUGAUCAAAAUGAUCCAGACAGGGACAAGAUCUUCAGACUCCUACAAUGA